Andrographis paniculata is the source of this 1019-nucleotide messenger RNA. RefSeq names its product reticulon-like protein B14. NCBI's taxonomy places the organism in Eukaryota, Viridiplantae, Streptophyta, Magnoliopsida, Lamiales, Acanthaceae. Bases 139 to 789 code for a protein of 216 amino acids. The record is from RefSeq and is a predicted model, not a curated record. The transcript is spliced from 5 exons.
CCUUCCUUUCAUUACCUGCAUCAUUAGUACUUCCUAGUGAGUAUAUAACCAUCAAACUGUUUCCCCAAAUAUUUUCAGUCUUCCUUACCACAGGCAAAAUUUAUUUGGGAUACAUCCAUCAAUCAUCCUUCUGUUAAAAUGCCAAUUUAUUCUUCAGAUUCUGAUGAGGCCCUUCCACCGACCAAAAGAUUGUUUGGCCGUGAAAAGCCUCUGCAUCACCUUCUUGGAGGAGGAAAAGUGGCUGAUGUGCUGCUAUGGAGGAACAAGAACUUAUCGGCUGCAAUACUUGUUGGAUUCACGGCCAUAUGGUUCCUGUUUGAAGUUGCUGAGUACAAUUUCGUUACUCUCAUGUGCCAUAUUUCAAUGAUCGCAAUGUUGGUCCUGUUUGUCUGGUCCACCGGAGCAGGCCUAAUCGACUGGAAUCCACCUGAUCCUCGAGCAAUCACAGUCCCAGAAUCCACAUUCCGAUGGCUGUUUGCAAAAAUAAACAGAUUAGUGGUGAAAUUCUAUGAUGUUUCAUCUGGGAAAGAUCUGAGGACAUUCUUCCUGGCCAUCACCUUCCUUUGGAUACUCUCGGGAAUCGGAAACUAUACCAGUUCCCUGAAUUUGUUAUAUACUGGGUUUCUAUGCAUGAUAACUCUACCUGUCUUAUACGAACGAUACGAGGCUGAGGUAGAUUAUCUUGCAAGCAAAGGGAACCGAGAUGUGAAGAAACUGUACAGAAAAUUUGACUCAAAAUUUCUUAACAAGAUUCCAAGGGGCCCUGUUAAAGAAAAGAAGAGAUUCUGAUUCUCUACCUUGAACCUUAAUACACAGAGAGAUUGCAGAAGACUUUGUUUGAUCUGCCACUUCAACUUGUAAAAUGUAACCUUUAACUUCUUUAAUCAAUUAUAAGUAAUGCCAAUCUACUUAUUAUCCCAUUGUAGUUGUAUAUAUUAUAAAAGAGAAUUUGGUGGAGAAACAUACUAUAUGAUAAGGCUUGCCUGGUAUCAUGUAUUUGUGUGUAUGCAUUAGAUUUA